This is a messenger RNA of Aspergillus clavatus NRRL 1, 1497 nucleotides long. RefSeq lists its product as uncharacterized. The transcript has 2 exons. The coding region runs from base 1 to 1497 and encodes 498 amino acids. The record is from RefSeq and is a predicted model, not a curated record. NCBI's taxonomy places the organism in Eukaryota, Fungi, Ascomycota, Eurotiomycetes, Eurotiales, Aspergillaceae.
AUGGCCGUCCUCUCCAAGAUGGUCGACGAACCUCCCAACAAUCCCCAGACCCCCGAGUCAGCCCUUGACCCUGACGUCCUCAAAGAACUUCAGAUCCUGCGCGCCAACGCAAAGAGACCUUCUACCGCAUCUCCAAACUACUGCUGCCCCAGAUACUUCGACACGCGCGCCCACGACGUCCGUGAGCCAGACCCCGUGAUACCCUGCUGCCAUCCUGACGAGUGGUAUCCGCCACAUUACAGAAGCGGCGCCAACACCCCUGAUAUCAGCGACAAGCUGCACGAUUUGCGCGAGCCGGAGGACGUCUUGCCGCUUAGACGCAACGACCUGUUCCCGCCGUACCCAUACGGUCGAGCUGAGGAGUUCAAAAGGUUGCGGACGCGUGAUCCGCAGUUUUCGAACUGGUCGUUUCCGCGCAACCUUCAGCCGCUGGUAUGGCUUCCUUUGUUGUUUCCUGUUUCUGGUGAGGGUGGGCAUCGAGCUGAAGUGGUUUCAUUCUGUGAUAGUACCGUCGUUUUGGCCCAGUAUACAUGCCGCCUGCGACACCUACCCAACAGCAGGACCCUGCCGUUGCAAAAGAUUCGCAGUCAUCUGUUCCUGAGGGUCCUGGAUACCGUCCGGGAAGCGUCUAAGCUUCAGCAGCGUACAAUCUGCCUCCUGGCUGUCACAACGACCAUGUUCCAGAGCCAAAGAAGCACAAAAGCCUCUACGCCCACCCACCACUCUCCCUACACCCCGCAGCCCGUUGCCGUCAAAUUCCACGAGAUCGACGCCCACACCGCGAAAUGCGAUCUCUGCAACACCCGCAACGCCUCGGGAAUGUCCCGCUGUGACGCCUGCGGCUGGCAAGCAUGCUACAAAUGUCUUCUAGACAAUGGCUGCGACCGCACGCACACGGGGAACGGACGCGUGCACACGGGCACUAUCGACCCAAAGGAUAUUGCACGUCAGAUUGGGCGGAGGAGGCGUGGUAGAGGGGGAGUGAGAAAAGGAGAAGAAGAAGAUUAUGAUGAUGGAGAGGUAGUCAAGGAGUCUGGAAGGUUGAAGAGGCGUUUGCUCGGCAGAAGCAAAGACGGGAAAGGAGGCGACACCUCCCCGCUUUCGUCGCAAGGAUGCAUUUCCGCAAAUGAGAAUAGUCCCACCAGCGACAAGGCCCUCGAUGCUGCUCGGGACCUGUUAGCGUUUAGCAUCGAGGCGUGGAGCUUAGCUGUGCAGGAGGAUGCACGCAACGGGAGACAUUCGACUGCUCUUGGCGCAGACGACGUGGUCAUGGGCAUGAAUGGCCAGCAGUUACAUGAGUAUGCCCAGUGUGCAGCCGACCUUGCGGUUCAGCAAUACCUCCACAGCAAGCCCAACCAGAAGCGCCAGGCAGAAUAUACCCUGUCUCCGUCUGAGAAUAAUGGCGAAGGAUCGUCGGAGACCAGCAAGAGUGCUACCAUGCCGAGCAAAGCCCAAGUGUUUGCACGUAAAAGCGCUGGCGGACGGCGUAGUCGCUGA